Molecule: messenger RNA, 603 nt
Organism: Trichobilharzia szidati
Lineage: Eukaryota; Metazoa; Platyhelminthes; Trematoda; Strigeidida; Schistosomatidae
Source: the annotation of a GenBank genome assembly
GAUAUGGCGGUUAUGAUGUCUUCACUAUCAUCGCUUUUUAAACAUUCAUAUAUGUCAAUAAGAUCUCCAAUAGGAUCUUUUUCAACUUCAUUACCGGUAAUGUUGAGUCAUUUUGUCAAUACUAAUAUUCUUCAAUCCAAAAGUGAUCACCAGUGUCUUUUCCAAACACCUCGUCGAUAUCGAAGAAGUGAAGAGGUGAAGAAAUACUACUCAGAAACUGGUGAUUAUAAUCCUCCGAAUCAAGAUGUCAUUGAUCGAUUCAAACGCUUACGUUGGGGUGCGUUUAUUCAUGCACGAACUGGUCGUGCUAAACAUUUGUAUAGGCGAAGUGAAGCUGAAAGAGCUCGACGCUCUGAACACGUCUUGACUAAUCGUGCAACAUCCUUCCUGUUAGAUAAUAUGCUUAAUGAACAAUGGCGUAAACCGAAAUAUUAUCCGAAUGAUAUAUACGAACCGUAUCAUAAAAGAACUGGAGUCCCUUGGGAUUAUGCACUGAAAAAGCCAAAAUUCUUUCCUUAAUUGUUUUUUUUUUUGUGUCAGAAAGAAAAAGAAUGUUUUGUUUGAUUAAACUUGCCUUGUAGAAAAUACACAGAAUUGAUUCGC